Molecule: messenger RNA, 3429 nt
Organism: Oreochromis aureus
Lineage: Eukaryota; Metazoa; Chordata; Actinopteri; Cichliformes; Cichlidae
Exons: 2
Coding region: 1048-1926 (292 amino acids)
Source: RefSeq, a predicted model, not a curated record
CAUCUGCCACAACCGGCUGGCGGUUGGGUGAGGAAGACAGGACACGGACACGCUGUGAGAGAGAGAGGUUGUAAACAAACUUAUAGCAGCAUCUGUAUAUAAUGUUUUUAUAACAAAAAGUCUGUUUCUCACAGCCAAAGCAGAAAACAAAGAACCACAUGAAACAGAAAUAAGAUGAAGCAAACAGGUGUGGGUUCAUCAGAAAGGUGUGGGCCCUGAAGUUGGAGCCACUGACACCUGUGGCUGUGGGAGGGACUAUUAAAUCCACCAGUGAUGGGCAGAUGUAAUCCAUACGGUCACGUUGGUGUAGAGGCCCAACUUCAUGUUCAUGAAUGUGACCACAGCUCUGAGGUCCAGCUGAGCUCUUUGUACUGAAACUCUGAGUCAUGUUUUUACUUUUGUUUUCACAUUUGGGGAAUCCCCGCUCAGGUUUUACUUUCAUUUGGUGUCUGUCCAGGUACUUUCAUAGCAUACAGCUUGUUUAGUCAGCCAAUCAGAGAGCUGCAGCAUGGUGGCGUGCCACGACUAAAGGUCUAUCUUGUCCUAUUCUAUUCUAUUCCACAGGCUGCACAGGGUCAGAGUGGACGUUUUGGAGCAGGUAAGCUGACGUUUUUGUGUUUCUGAAAUGUUCUUUUGUUAGUUUGUCCACAUGAUGAGCUGGUCCAUAACUGGACAUUCAUACAUUAUGGUAUAAAUGUCAUCAACAGUUUUUAACCAACCAAGCAUGAAGCAUGAAUACAAACAGCAGCUAGUUGUUGUUAGGAUUUUAUUCAGGUUUAAAUCAGACAAAUCAACGACGUCUAUAAUGCAGGAACGUUCUUCUUCUUUCAGUUUGAGGACACAGGUGUGCAAAGAGUGUUUGUUUCCCAGCAACGAAAUAAUCUUUAACUGAACUCUGAUCAUUUUUACUGCAAGCUUUUCAAAAUACCGAAGACAAGCCAAGAGUCUGUAUUUAUGUACCUGAGAUCUGACCCACAUGCUGUCGAUUAUUGACCACAGGAAGCACCUGAAGGACAACGUUAAAGACAGUCAAACGUCCCUGAGGAGAUGGACAGAAACGAGGAACUGGACAAAUUGUUUCAGAGGUUAGCUGUAUUUAAACACUACAGAGAGGACAUACUGAGGAGCUGUGAUGAAAGGAAAAGAUUGACAAAGCUGGCAAUGAGAAGCUGCACAGAUGAAGUCGUCCUGCAGUGGCUGAGAAAAAACUCAGAAUCUGACGCCUUCAGCAAACUCACAGACAUGUUUGACUUCCUGAAGAAACACAUUGAUGAGGAGGAGAAGAAGAACCACAGCGAUGAUGUUCACAUCACCUUUGUGGCUCAUAGUUCAAUCAGAGACUUCAUGAUCCCAGCCAGCUGUUACCUGCCUCUGCCCACCAUCACUGACGUGCUCCUGUAUUCUCCCUGGAACUGUGUCAGUUCUGGUUUAGCAUACAGUGUUGCUACAGGAAAACUGAGGCCUCAGCACAGAGUUUUUUCCUGUGAAGAUAAAAAAAGCUGUACCAUUCCUGAUGACAAACAUCGACCUGUGAACCUGCCAGAUCACUGGAACUCACUGAAGAAAGCUGGAGCACAGAUGGUCCCAAACAUCACGGUUAGCCCCCUUUCACUAGAUGAUGAUGAUGAUGGAGUGUGGAAAAGCUUUGAGUCUCUCUCAGCUGAACACGGCCCACCAGGAAGGAACCGCAUCGUCAUCCCGUUCAUCCUCCCAGGACAGGAAUAUGAAAGCGUCCCAUUCUCUGUGGUGACCUUGGCUCUGUCCCUGGUGCUCCUCUCCUCCAGGUUUAAAGCCACUCUUCACUUCUCUGGUUGUCUCAGAGAUCACUCUACUGGACAGAAAUUUGACAGGAAGUAUCUUCAGGAGCAGUACGCCUGCACCAUCGACAACAGCAUGAUGACACACUCACCUGAAGCUUUCAGAUGAUGAUAAAUGCUGCCUGUGUUAGACAUGUUUGUGGACAUUUUAGUGUAAAGAUGAAGAUGAAAUGAUAAAAGUAAUUUUUCUAUAUUUGAGGCUCAAAUUUAUGAUGAAUGGACUUGAAUCAUCAUUUAGUUCCAGCUCAUAAUCUGAUCAUAAUCUGCUAACAUCUGUGGAGGUUAUUAAUAUAAACCUGUUCUCUGCUCGCUGCUCACAGGUGACGUGAUGCUGAUGUCAGUCCUUCAACCAGCACACACACAGAUCAUUGACAUGAAGUAUAUAGAUUAUUUAUGUACAUUAUGUAUUAUGUAAUAUUUUGAUCUUUUAUUGCUUUAUGUUGGGGUUUUAGAUCUGUACUUGGGUAGAACAAUAAGUUAUGAGCCAAAACCUUCUAACUCAGACUCUGAACUGUGUCACGUUCCAAACAUAGAAGUAAUACAAGUCUACAAGUUGUACAUCUGUAGUUUCAUGCCUACAGACUCGGUAAUUAUUUCUGAUCUUUUGUUAUUGUAAGACAUUAAAAUGUGAAGAUGAUGUUGUCUAAGUGAAGAAGAACAGGAUGAAAACCUGAAGCUGCUCAUUAAAAACAAUAUUGUAUAUAUGAAAUUUAUGGAGGACCACAAGAACCACGCGCAUCGAAAUAAAGAAAUCUGUGCUUAAAUCAUGAAUUGUAGAAUAAAUUUGGCAUUUGCAAAUUCACUUUUGAAUUCCAUGUUUAAAACCUGAUGUUUUAAAAGUUUUUUAAAAUGGCGAUUCCACUCCUCAUUUCAAUCCCUUUCCUGUUAUAGCUCACGGAUUAGCUCAGGAAUUGACAUUUGGAUUAGCAGCUGGAUUAGCAGCUUUAUUUCAAAUGUCAGACUUACAGCUCCUGUUUUACUGCAUUAAAGUGAUCAGAUGACUUCAGCGCUUUGACAUGGAUGGUAGUGAAAGCAGGAAAUGACAAAUGUAGCACAGCAGCAGCGUUUAACACGUCCGAGCUGGAAACAGAAACUCUGUUAUGAACGUCAUUCAUAGAACAGCUUCCAGCUUCUUUUGCUCUGCUACAGUUUGGAUGGAUUUGCAUUUAAAGAUGCAAAGAGACUAAAAUGGUUAGGGUCAGGAGGUCAAAGGUCAGAGUUCCUGUGGGUCUGAGGGCGGCCUCACGCUGGAGAAGGAUGAAGGAGUCUGACCUGAGCCAGUGUUUGACAUCAACACAUCAGCACUGCUAUCAGUGAGCCUAACGACAGCCGUUAGCAUCAUUUUAGCGUUUCAGUCAUAAAAACACUUCCUGUCACUGUGGUGGUUACAGUGACAUCAUGCAGUUUGUGUUUUGACCUCCAGAGGGCCUCUCUGUUGCUGUGUGCAGCAGCCUGUGUCACUCACUCAUCCAGUCAUGCACUGAGGUCUCAUAAGGAAAAUCAGCUUUUUGAUAUAAAGUUUUUCUUGUUCCCGAAUACAAAUAUUUUUUAAAGUAUUUGUUCGAAAUAAGUAUAAGUACUACACAAGCAUAGUUUUAAUCUUUAUUUAUCC